Messenger RNA from Peromyscus californicus insignis, 783 nucleotides. RefSeq names its product claudin-4-like. The coding region runs from base 1 to 783 and encodes 260 amino acids. Gene Ontology annotation, molecular function: structural molecule activity. NCBI's taxonomy places the organism in Eukaryota, Metazoa, Chordata, Mammalia, Rodentia, Cricetidae. The record is from RefSeq and is a predicted model, not a curated record. Gene Ontology annotation, biological process: cell adhesion; bicellular tight junction assembly. The transcript has 2 exons. Gene Ontology annotation, cellular component: bicellular tight junction; plasma membrane.
AUGGGUCGCCCGGAACUGGAAGCAGCCGGCUUCUCUCUGGUCAAGCUGGGCAGCCUAGUGGCCAUUAUCAGCUGUGGCCUGCCCUUUUGGCGUGUGAUGAGAUUUUCUGAAGAGACCAGCAUUUGGGAGGGCAUGUGGGUCCUGUGUGAGGCUAACGGACUCAAGAACCUGAAAUGCAUGCCAUACACUUCACACCUGGAACUGCCACAGGACCUACAGGUGUCUCGAGUUCUGGUGGUCAUCUGCAUCAUCAUCUCCUACCUGUGUUUGCUGCUGUACAUGAUCGGGGAUGAACGCAUGUCAUGUGUGUCAAAUGUGAAUGAUGCAAAAAAGAUCAAGAUGGCGGCAAGUGGGUUGUUCCUGGGGGCUGGUCUGCUGCUGCUGGUGUCUGCAUCCUGGGUCACACACAAUGUCAUCCUUGGCAUCACCAACCCUCAAAUGGUCUUCCCAUGGAAACCAGAGAUGGGAGCCUCACUCUACCUGGGCUGGCUCAGCUCCCUGCUGCUUCUGCUGGGAGGGGCCCUUCUGGGUGGGGCCCACCUCAGGUGUCAGGGCCCAAGUAACAAUGACCAGCCCAGUGUCUUUGAGGGCUUCAACAAUGAACAACCCAGUGAUUUUGAGGGCUCCAACAAUGACCAGUCCAGUGUCUUUGAGGGCUUCAACAAUGACCAAGCCAGUGCUUUGAGGGCUCCAGGGAAGAGCCCUCCUCCCAUGUCCAUUAGGAGAGGGCUCACUAUUGACAUGGUGAAACUCCAUCCUCAGCCCUACGAACCCUGCAGCUGA